Messenger RNA from Spirometra erinaceieuropaei, 4810 nucleotides. Lineage: Eukaryota; Metazoa; Platyhelminthes; Cestoda; Diphyllobothriidea; Diphyllobothriidae. The record is from the annotation of a GenBank genome assembly.
UGCUGGCCGAGAAUGCUGACGGUCGCCAGGGCCUGGUUCCGCGGGCCUACAUCUCCAGAUUCCCUCUGCUGCGUAUUCCUCCCGCCAGCAGACCAAUUCCGGCCAGAUCACCAUCACCGGAGCGCUCUGCCUCCUCACCGCUGACGACGUUGUUAGAAGCGGAGACGCCGAGCUCGGGUCGAACAACGCCUCAGAUGGUUGAGCUGCCGGGACAAGGCGAACUGGAAUUCCAGGUGGAGUCGCUUGAUGAGUCCACCUGUGACAGCAGAGAGGAAGUUACGGUGGACCCGAUACAGGAUUCGGAGAACUUUGUCAAUGUUGGCACAGGUUACGCCGAUGGAUCCGCUUCUGAAGAGGACUCUCCACCAAAUUCAAUCACCAUUAGCGAUGAUGAGGUUGAUGAGAGGAAUCCUUCCGCAGAAAAGUCGGAUCACGCCGACGUGAGUCCCUGCUAUUUUUCCGCUGUUUAACUUCCAAGUUAACAGGACGACUGACUUCGUGACCCAAUACUGUAGCACUGGACUACGUAACGCUCGGUGACGAAAACAGUUGUGGUCAAAUCCCAUGCCAUCCUGAUAUGGUGUUGGGUACGGCUGGCUGACGACGGUUAAAGGACCAGAAAUGGCCAUCCAAAUCCUCCUUGUCUUCGUUGGUUUUCCUUACUGAAUUAUUACUAGUUGCUACGCAAAUGACUGCGAGGGCUUUAAAUUGAGCCCCGAGAAGCGACGAAAGGGGCAUAUCCCGUGACCAGGUUGGUGAGGGCACUUCCACCAUAGUUCGACAGUACCUCAUGAAACAGGAAACGAAAUCAUCCAGUAGAGUUUGAGCAAUAAAGAAUUACCUACGUAGCGCUACGAUACAGUUGGUCAUGAACCGAUUUCACAGAACUGUCGAUGCAUAAUGCUCCAAAGGUGGGUAUACUUUGGUUUUAAAAGGCAUGUCUUUUCAUAUACUACCAGAACAUGAUCAGCUUAUCUAAAGCCUCCUAGACCUCAAAAAUGCGCCUUGUAUACAUGUUCUCUGGGGACGUAAUUUUAGCUAUGUCUCAGGUUAGCAAACUUAAGAGAUCCGGGCCAAAUAAUUCGGCCGUCUAUUCAAAGUUCUGAUCGAUUUUUGCACUAAACGUUCUGAUAAUGGAGAGCCGGCCAAGUUCUCCAAAACGUCAGUAAGACGAUUCCCUCGAUCUGGUGAGCACUUCUUUUUCCUCAGAUUUGCUCCGUCUGUUGUUAGAAGGACAUUUUGAGGUUCAUGAGGUGUUUUUGUAGAUCACUGUAGAAAUUUAAACCAAUGCGAAAGCAAGAUCCGUUAGCAACGAACUCGUUACAAAUUUUGUCUCAUUAUUUAACAUUUCGACUGUAACGUAAUCUGGAUUAUACAGUGAGUGACCGAUCUCAUGAAAUGUUGGGCAAGAUUCUGAAAUGCGUUUUCUAUUAGGAAGGAUUACUUAGGUGGAUUUGUACUACGGAUGAUCUCGCGGCAUAAUCCUAUCGUAUUUUGGAUUUGACAGGAUGUCGGUUUUUGAAUGCACCUCUUUUCAAUUUCCUGUAGAAACCGCAUUCACCAAACAGUGAUUACUUAAGUAGCAUGCAUUUUUCACACUGAUUUUCGAUGAUCUUAUAGAUUCAAAUAUACUUUAUAAAAAACACCAACAAAAAUAUUCUUUCUUUCACUCUUUUGAUAGACAAUCACGCCAACUUCAUAUUUUAUACUCAAAGAAGUAGUGUUACCAGUUGUUAAAAAUGUCUUCUAUUUCCCGAAUAAUUUGGAGCCGAAUCGGCCGUUGCAUUAGGACCUAGUGAUUUCAGUCAACAAGGUGCAUGCGUUCUACGUAAGGAAAAUCAUAUAUUUUUUCAUGCCUCUAAAACGAUGCCAUAUAGAGUCCAUAAAAUUUUGCAAUGGAUGCGGACUAUGUUGUACAUUACAGGAGGAGCAGUGGUAAACGGAAGGGUGCGAUGCUGUACGAAUGGACAUUGCAUGGUCUUAAAAAAUCUCUUAAUUAUAAACUUUUUUAAAACCUAGUUAUACUCCUUCUUCGGGUAUAAAAUAUGAGGAUGACAUGAUUCCCCAUCAAAAGAGUGGAUGAAAGAAUAUUUUUGUUUGUGUUUUUUAUAAAGUACAUUUGAAUGUAUAAGAUCAUCGAAAAUCAGUGUGAAAAUGCAUGCUACUUAAGUAAUCACCUUUUACCGAGUACGGUUUCUAAAGGAGAUUGAAAAGAGGUGCAUUCAAAAGCUGACAUCCUGCCAUAUUCAAAAUACUAUAGGAUUAUGCCGCGGAAUCAUCAAUAUUACAACCCCACCUAAGUAAUCCUUCCUAAUAGAAAACGCAUUUCAAAAUUUUGGCCAACAUUUCAUGAGAUCGGUCACUCACUGUAUGAGUUGUUUAUAACAGAUAAAUUAUUUAAAUUAGGAAUCCAAAAAAACAGAGAAUACCUGUAUCCUGUAUGCUAAACAUAUUCUCGUGGGAUUUUAACGGAUUCCGUCAAAGCUUUCAAUAGAAGCCAGCAGGCAUUGGCUGAUAUAUUGAGUUAAGAUCUGACUACAUGAUUUUGUAUUUCGUAGAUUUAACCGGUCCGUCUCUACAAUAGGUCGCCAUAGGUCCAUCCUAAUAGUUGCUGCCAAACCUCCUUAUUACACCGCUUGAAGUUAAAUCCAUCAGGAUGUGGAAACCCAGGCGGGGUGAGAGCGGAAGGGCGCAGCAAGUUGCGUUUGGUUAAUCGACCGUUGAGCAUGGUAGGAGCGGGGCCUGAAAGUAUUGAAAGUAAAGUAAGCCGAAAAGAGAUGCCGAAAUCGUUGCUGAGGAAAGUAGCCGAGGCUGAGAUGCGAAAGACAACCUGAUGUAUAAAAAAUCUGCCACGAGUUUGAGGAAAGCCUAGAAUCUCCGCAAAAGGCCUGGCUGACAGGACACGCGAGACAGCAAUACCCCAGACCUAACUGUAACCUCAAAAGCAAACCUAGUACUCAAAGUAAUUAUAAACUUGACAAUAACACUAAACUCAAUACUAAACCUAUCCCUAAACCUACCACAAACCCCAACCCAAACCCUAAGCCUAAUUAUAACCCUGGCCCACCUCCCAACCCUAAUCUUAAUCCUGACCCAAACCUCAAGCCUCACCUCAACCUUGCCCCAACCCUAACCUUAACCCUCACCCCAACUCCAACCCCAACCUUAGCCGUAACCCUAGUCCUAACACUAAACGCAAACCUAAGCCCUAAUCCAACCCUUAACUUUAACAGGAAACCUUAAGCCUAACAUGAAGCCUAACCCUAAACUCAAUUCUCAGCCUGACACCAACCCGAACCCUAAAACGAACCCCACCUCUGAACCGAAACAUCAGGUUGCUCUUUUCCGUUUUAGCAGUAGCUACUUUCCCACUAACGAUGUCAUCAUCCUUUUUCGGCUUACCUUACUUGCAAUGCCCAUAUUGCGCUUACACGUGGGACCAAGACAGCGUAACUGACCCCUACCCCGUGGUCAAAGGUUGACUAGCCACGUUCAAAUUUCCGCGACCUUCUACUCUCGCUCCGCCUGUGUUUUUAAACUAAUUUUAAUCCACUUCUCUAAUCUCUGAUAUGUUUGACUGCAUGAAGUUUCCAUAAAAUUGAACUGGCCUGAGGCGAAUUUAUCGGGAGCAGAAGUAAACUAGCCAACUCGUUUUCUGAAUACUGCCGUGGGGCCUUUCGCAACUCAUUAGGAUGCUUAAACUAGAAGAGCCUGAGCAGACAGCACUUCAUUCAAUUUCAAAUUCCUUUCUCUAUUACUUGACCAUUACUCGGAUGGUUGUGUUUGUGGCACAAGUUGACGGGAUGCCAUUGCGUCCACUUUCAUCAUUUGUUGGUUGGCCGACUCGGACAGCCGACUGAUGUAUGAAGGAGUUGGGGCUCGCCAGCGAAGGGGCAUUGGCUUUCCGGUCGAAUGUGCUCCACAGCAAGGUGGGUUAGAGACGGUGACUUGAGCGUGAUUUAGUUUAGAGUGGAUCUAGAUUUGCGCAGCAUCCAUCGAACCCCCUCCUCCCCCACCUGGACCCGGUGUCAAGACGUAGUCAGGAAGACCGGAGGCGGGGGAGGACACAGGUGGAUAGCACGGUCGAGCCCGCAUUCCCUGGCUCACACAGCAAAUGACCAGGAUUUUAACCAACGACAACAAUGGGAGGCGCCGGGGUCCCAAUGUGCGCGACGCCUGCCGGCAACUAGGUCUGCGACCCCACCCCGAGAUGCCGGCAUUUUCUAUGAUGCGCAUUCCGAUAACCCCUGCCAGGAUCCGAUAUGGUCCCCUUGUUGGUCCAGCGCAUUUACCACGUGGCCCGUUUGGGGGGGGGGGAAGUGUAACUGUCCAGUAGCACAAUGGCCUGCAGUUCGCGGCCCAUUACAUAGGUCAUGGUCUGUCCAGCCUAUCCGCAGCAUUUCGAGUCCGUACGCAAAAGUCUUUUGUUGGCAAAAUCCUCACGGCUGGGCUUUACUGCAUAUCAGGUUCAAACUGGUGGCUGACAUCGACGUGUUCAUUAAAACAGAUUUUUGCGUUUGAACCUACAAUCCUGGAUUGUAGACAUCCUGCGAGUCCUUCUUAGGAAAACGUAAUCUUUCAGCCAACACCUGUUGCAGCCGUUUUUUGUUCUAGAAGUUAUCCUAUUAUCCUUCUUGUUGGAUGAUGAAACAGCGAUAGUACUAGAGCUUUGAGUUGACCCCUCUGCGUUCUUGGCAAUUUAUUAAUUUGGUCUCUAACCACUAAAGACCCCUUUGAUAUUCUUGCCUUUCAGACUACGGAGAAGUCCUGCUUGUCGGUAGAUGAUACCCUCCUCCGUACGGCAAUGUAG